AUGUCCAUUGCCGGUUAUUUCGGGCUGGACAUCUACGUCCUCAGCCUUGUAGGCAUCAACGAUGGGCGACUCAGUGCCUUGUUCGCCGAGCUUCCCCAAAGCUGUGUCGUUCUGCUCGAGGACGUUGACGCAGUCGGCACAACACGAUCCCGAGACGCCGACACCGAUGAGUCUGACUCGGGUUCAGAAGUGUCACGGAGCUCAUCAAAGCCAUCUGGAACUCUUUCAUUGUCUGGCCUUCUCAACGUUCUCGACGGCGUUGCUUCUCAAGAGGGACGCGUUCUCAUCACGACGACAAACCACAUAGAGCACCUGGACGACGCCCUGAUACGGCCUGGCCGCGCCGACAAGAAAAUCGAGUUCCAACUUGCCGACGCUGAUGUGAUUAGAAAGCUAUUCUGCACUGUUUUCGAGCUGUCGGAAGAGGAGCUGUCUGAUGCGGAGACUCAAGACAAGAGCAAUGAGGAAGUUCGGCAGUUAGCAGCUCAGUUUGUGGCCGUUGUACCGGAGCUGGAGUUUAGCCCUGCAGACAUUCUUUCGUUCCUUCUCGCGAACAGGGACUCUCCAUCAAGUGCUUUGGCCGACGCGGAAGGACAUCUCGGACUACUGCGACUCGCACAAGAACGACAUGUGGCAUGGACAGCUUCUUCAUUUAUACUCCCCUUCAAGCUGCCAGAAGAAGCCAACAGCGUGAGCCACUUCGUGGCUAGACAUGAAGAACUUGGACGUCUCUAUAACGAACUGAAGUCGACUAGUGAGCGUCGGACGGUUAUUCUGCACGGCCUGGGUGGCAUUGGGAAGACUCAGACGACAAUCGCAUUCGCAAAGAAGCAUCGCGAUGAUUACUCGGCGGUUUUUUGGCUUGAUGCGAGAGACACGACAGCGCUUAAGCUGAGCUACCAAAGCCUAGCCCAGCGAAUUGCAACAGAGACCUCGUCCGUGACAUAUAUCAAAAACGCCCUUUCUAAUCGAGACCUCAAUGAGACAGUCAGUGCAGUCAAGCGAUGGUUAGAUGAACCAAAGAACAAUCGUUGGCUGAUGAUCUACGACAACUACGAUGACGUCAAACUUCAUACUCGUCGUAGUCCUAGUGAGAAUGGGACUGGUUUGCAAGUAGGGAAUAAGAAUAAUGCUGGCGAGACAGGCUCAAAAGCGUACGACAUACGCCCUUUUUUCCCUAAUACAGAACACGGCGCUAUCCUCAUUACAACACGCUCGUCAUCUGUGAAGCUUGGACAGCGCGUCCAGCUUGGGAAGCUAGCCGACCUCGAGGACAGUCUGGCUAUCCUGGCGUCUACAUCUGGCCGCGCUGAUCUUAGCAAAGAUCCCGACGCCACAGUACUUGCAAAGAAGCUUGAUGGCCUUCCACUCGCCCUCGCAACAGCUGGGGCUUACCUAGACCAAGUAGCAACCAGCUGCAGGGAGUAUCUUGAGAUGUAUGAAAAAGCAUGGUUACAUCUCCAGGAAGAGAGUCCAGGAUUGACGGAGUACGAUUAUACAUUAUACACCACGUGGGAUAUCUCACUCCGUCAUAUCCGGCUGCAAAACCAGAAUGCCGCCGACCUGCUCCGACUUUAG
Messenger RNA from Colletotrichum aenigma, 1578 nucleotides. It is a transcript of the gene bcsl1b-4, whose product is annotated as putative mitochondrial chaperone BCS1-B. The record is from RefSeq and is a predicted model, not a curated record. Lineage: Eukaryota; Fungi; Ascomycota; Sordariomycetes; Glomerellales; Glomerellaceae. Gene Ontology annotation, molecular function: ATP binding; ATP hydrolysis activity. Gene Ontology annotation, biological process: protein insertion into mitochondrial inner membrane from matrix; mitochondrial respiratory chain complex III assembly. The transcript is spliced from 3 exons. Gene Ontology annotation, cellular component: mitochondrial inner membrane. The coding region runs from base 1 to 1578 and encodes 525 amino acids.